This is a messenger RNA of Salvelinus sp. IW2-2015, 2983 nucleotides long. RefSeq names its product insulin-like growth factor binding protein 7 (gene igfbp7). Gene Ontology annotation, cellular component: extracellular region. The record is from RefSeq and is a predicted model, not a curated record. Gene Ontology annotation, molecular function: insulin-like growth factor binding. NCBI's taxonomy places the organism in Eukaryota, Metazoa, Chordata, Actinopteri, Salmoniformes, Salmonidae. Gene Ontology annotation, biological process: regulation of cell growth; regulation of signal transduction.
GUACAGUGCUUCACACUGUAGGAGUCUGAACACAUACAGAAACGCAACUGUAAACUCAGCAAGCAACAUGUUAGUGUUUUUCGCUGUGGUUUUAUCGUUGUCACUUGCGUCCGCAUUUGCGGACCGAGUGCCGCGCAGUUGUGGCGCUUGUGAACCCAGUCUGUGCGACCCUCUYCCAGAGGUGGGCUGCAAGUCUGGCACGAUUUUCGACUCCUGCGGUUGUUGUUCACUUUGCGCGGCUGGAGAGGGGGAGCCAUGCAGGGGGCGCGGAACCACAGCCAAGCGUUGCGCCUCUGGACUGGAGUGCGUUAAGAGCGACAAGAAGACMAAGCUCGGAGUUUGCGCCUGCAAGACCAAAUACGAAGUGUGUGGCUCCGAUGGAGUGACCUAUAAAACUGGCUGCGACUUGAAAGUUGCCAGCCUGAAAGCGGUGAGCGAGGAGAAGCCUGAAAUAAAAGUCCUGAAUAAAGGAAAAUGUGCAACAGCACCUGUCAUUGUGACGGCCCCUGGUGAGGUCUACAAUGUCACAGGCUCCCAGGUGUAUCUGAGCUGCGAGGCCAUUGGAAUCCCCACCCCCGUGAUCACCUGGAAGAAGGUCACCAGCGGAAAACAGAGAAUGGAGCUGCUUCCAGGAGACAGAGACAACCUGGCCAUUCAGACCCGUGGAGGACCUGAGAAACAUGAGGUCACCGGCUGGGUCUUGAUCUCGCCGCUCACCAAGGAAGAGGCGGGCUCGUAUGAGUGCCACGCUGUCAACGCCAAGGGAGAGGCCUCAGCGGUGGGCACCAUUCACGUGGUGGAGUCCAUCGAUGACAUCCCUGUCAAGAAAGUGGCCAAGGAUGAUGAGCUGUAAGGCGUCUCAGCACAGUAGAGCCUCAGUGGCGACUCCUGGAAGGAUCAGGAGAGGGAGAAGCCCCGACCAUCCCACCAGUAGACCUGUACAAUGACUAAGAAAGAGGACCAACAGCAACCAUCAGCAUCUCAGAGAUCCAUCACAUUUAUAUUUGAGAACGUUGCCGUUUGUUAAAUAUUUGUUAAAUAUUUUUGUCAUUUAGCAGACACUCUUAUCCAGAGCAACUUUCAGUAGUGAGCGCAUACAUUUAAAAAAUAAUAAUCAUACCGGUCCCCCAUCGGAAUCAAACCCACAACCAUGGAAUUACAAGCACCAUGCUCUAUCAACUGAGCCACACAGGACCUGUAACAAGUCACAGUUUUCAGUGAUAUUCAGUACACUGUAUUGUAGACAGUCAUCCACAAGAGUCAUCUAGGCCUCUCACACACAUUCAUUGUCACUGACAUCACACACAAGUCAUUCAUCAAUAAGUACACAGUGUACAAAACAUUAAGAACACCUUCCUAAUGUUGAGUUGUAUCCCCUUUUGCCCUCAGAACAGAUUCAAUUUGUUGGGGCAUGGCCUCUACGAGGUGUCAAAAGCCAACCACAGGAUGCUGGCCCACAUUGACUCCAACGCUUCCCACAGUUGUGUCAAAUUUCCUGCAUGUCCUUUGGGUGGUGGACCAUUCUUGAUACACACGGGAAACUGUUGAGUGUGACAAACCCAGCGGCAUUGUUGUUCUUGACACACUCAAACUAGUGCGCCUGGCACCUACUACCAUACCCCGUUCAAAGGCACUUAAAUCUUUUGUCUUGCCCAUUCACCUUCUGAAUGGCACACAUACACAAUCCAAGUCUCAAGGCUUAAAAAUCCUUCUUUAACCGGUCUCCUCCCCUUCAUUAACACUGAUUGAUGUGGAUUUAACAAGUGAUCAUAGCUUUCACCUGGUCAGUGUGUCAUAGGACGAGCAGGUGUUCCUACUGUUUUGUACACUGUGUAUGUGCACACACACACAAUUGCAUGUGCAUGCUUCACUCUUACACCAUCUUUUUUUGAUGUAGUUUACUGUUUUUUAAUUCUAGCAAAAAGAAUACAUUGCAAGACCAUCACUAGUUGGCCAAGCAGGGACAGAUUAACGAACGGGUGCGUGCCCCCUGACCUAUUGUUUUUUAUUAGCAUAUGAUAGCAAAAUGUGUAGAAUUGCAUGAAAUUAGCUUUAAAACUGCAACAUUUUCUCUCAGCCUCAUGRCAAAAUGUGAAUAAAAGCAUGAGAUGAGCUAUAAAACCGCAAAAAAAUAUCCCUUCCCCUUGGCAAAAAGUGUAGAAUUGCAGGAAUUUAGCUUUAAAACUGCAACAUGUUCUCUUAGCUUCAUGACAAAAUGUGCAGAAUAGCACUCAAACUACAACAACAAAAAAUCUGCACAAUGGCAAAAUUUGAAAUGCAGGAAGUUAACGGAUUACCCCCCAAAAAUGGAGGCCGGUUCCCGGUGGCCACAAAUGCAGUAGUUCGGCCCUGUGGGCAAGGCAGAAACAUAGACACCCGGCAUUAAAAAAAUUACCCUUACUAAAAUUGUAAUGUGAAAAAAUACAUGAAUUUGAAUAAAUCUUACAUUUGAAAUUAUUUUUUAUUUUAUUUCUAAUGUACCAAGGUUAUUUUUUGGACCUCCUGAAAAGUACACAAAUCAUUAUUUCCCUUGACAUGGUGCUUGACAAGCCAUAAAGACAUGCCUUUGCAAAAGCCAUUGUGUGGAGUGAGUGAUCAGGAAUAAGAGGAAGGAAAACCAAACUCAGAACACUCUUGCAUUCAUAUAAUCCCAGUAUUCGCAUACUACGGGUUUAGCUACCCAUCCAAACAGUGGCAGAUGUCUGGGGAUGUACUGUAGGGCAUAUUGAGCAACCGACAAGUAUGAAAUGGCGUAGAAAAAGGAGGAUUUAUGAUGGAAUGUAGAGAUCCACUUUCGGUGCUAAAAGUCUGCAACUCCAAUGAAGAGGCCAGCAGACAAUGCUUUUCCCAAAUGUUUCUAGUUUUUCCAGACUUAAGCUGUAUGUAUGAAUUUGCUGUAUUCACGUUGGUGUAUGGUUUACUAACACUAGAUGUUAUUACUAUGUGACAGGUGCUGUACAUCACUAAUAAAUACAAAAAUUGA